AUGUUCACAGUGAGAAGCCCCCAGGACCUGCAUCAGCCUGUGUCAAGGGAACAGGGACAAGGCCUGCACCUGAAAGUCCCUCUUUCAGAGACAGUUGGAGGGGUGGAUUAAAGGAGUUGACAUAAUGGCUCUGGAAAGGAUUGCCAGCUGAGCGAACAGACAGUAAAUACCUUAAAACCCCUCUUUCUGUUAAAUAAGUAACCCAGAUCACAGUUUGUUCCUCAGCAGCAGUGACAGAUACAGAUACUAUUGUCAGGGAAUGACAGAAAAUCAAACAUGGGUCACAGAAUUCAUUCUCCUGGGAUUCCCACUCAGCCCACUGACUCAGGUGUUCCUCUUCGGGCUCUUCUCCCUGUUCUAUGCCUUCACCCUGCUGGGGAACAGCACCAUCCUGGGGCUCAUCUGGCUGGAUUCCCGACUGCACACCCCCAUGUACUUCUUCCUCUCCCACCUGGCUGUUGUUGACAUAGCCUAUGCCUCAAAUAAUGUCCCAAAGAUGCUGGCGAACCUUCUGAACAAGGAAAAAACGAUCUCCUUUGUCCCAUGCAUAAUGCAGACCUUUUUAUACAUGGCUUUUGCUCACACUGAGUGUCUCAUCUUAGUAAUGAUGUCUUAUGAUCGAUAUGUGGCGAUUUGCCACCCCCUACGUUACACUGUCAUCAUGAACUGGAGAGUAUGCACGGUUCAGGCUGUCAUUUCCUGGGCAUGCGGCUCCCUGCUGGCCCUGGUCCAUGUGGUUCUCAUCCUGAGGCUGCCCUUCUGCGGGCCUCAUGAAAUCAACCACUUCUUCUGUGAGAUCCUGUCUGUCCUCAAGCUGGCCUGUGCUGACACCUGGCUCAACCAAGUUGUCAUUUUUGCUGCUUCUGUGUUUAUCUUAGUCGGGCCCCUCUGCCUGGUGCUGGUGUCCUACACGCGCAUCCUGUUCGCCAUCCUGAGGAUCCAGUCCGGGGAGGGCCGCAGAAAGGCCUUCUCCACCUGCUCCUCCCACCUCUGCGUGGUGGGGCUCUUCUUUGGAAGCGCCAUUGUCAUGUACAUGGCCCCCAAAUCCCGCCACCCUGAGGAGCAGCAGAAGAUCCUCUCCUUGUUUUACAGCCUUUUCAACCCUAUGCUGAACCCGCUGAUCUACAGCCUGAGGAACACCGAUGUCAAGGGCGCCCUGAGGAGAGUGCUGUGGAUGGAGAGAUCAAUGUGAGGGAUGCCAGAGAUGGUCUUGAUGGUGGAAGAGUUGUUUUCUAUGACAUUUGGGGUGAUGAUAAUACAAAUGCCUUACAAAAAUCUCAUGUAUAAGAUUUUCAAUAUUAAUACUAUAUAUUGAUCAGAUUCUGUCCCUAAGCAUGGGGUACUUCCAGACCACAAGGUGUAAGCGGAAAAUCACAAAGUACAGGCCAUACGAGAAUUGUGUAGUGAUGAAACACUGGAGUGGAGAGCCAUGGACUCCUAUGGCCAAUCCCCAGAGCUACCUAAGAUCCAGUUUCUUAUCUUUUGAGGCUUUUUUCUCUGACAUCUCCCCUUAAGUUCAUCUAAGAUUUCCAUCUCCUUUGUUGCUCUAAGUAUAUGCUAAUAAUGCCAUGAUCGAUUCUGUACAAUAGUACACCUCUAGCAAGACAGAAUAAAUAGUGACCUUGUUAAGCAGUCCCCUCCUAGGAAAUACAGUGAGGACUGUGGGUAGAACCAACACCCUCAUCUGGAACUUAAAGUCUAAGCAAGAUGACAUUAGUUCUGAAAAAUUAUGUGCAUCAGAGCCUGAGGAGUCUAUUCCUGUGAAAAGCAAAGUUUAAUUUUAUGGGUUUUUUAUAUGUAUAUGAGAGGCAGAGAAAUAUCAGGAUCUUUGUUUCAUUUUAUUUAAUUAUGCUCCAUUUACUUUAAGAGUUUGUGUUUAGAAUAAAUACGAGAUUCAGUUAUUAGGGAGAAUUGCUUGUCCAGUGUUCAGGUUACAAAGCCGGAUGUAGGUAACAAUUAACCAUUAGGAGGAUGGCAUAAAAUGUCACAGAAGCAACAAAAUCUUGGAGGGAUUUCUUCCAAGGGAGGCCAGCAGCUUAACAUAAUGUUGUAAACUCACAUUUAGAACCACUAACAUGACAAAGUCUGAUAAAGAUUUGUAGGAACCUCAACAAAAUUC
Molecule: messenger RNA, 2119 nt
Organism: Felis catus (domestic cat)
Lineage: Eukaryota; Metazoa; Chordata; Mammalia; Carnivora; Felidae
Product: olfactory receptor 2A5
Exons: 2
Coding region: 260-1192 (310 amino acids)
Biological process (GO): G protein-coupled receptor signaling pathway
Cellular component (GO): membrane
Molecular function (GO): G protein-coupled receptor activity; olfactory receptor activity
Source: RefSeq, a predicted model, not a curated record